Molecule: messenger RNA, 1116 nt
Organism: Colletotrichum godetiae
Lineage: Eukaryota; Fungi; Ascomycota; Sordariomycetes; Glomerellales; Glomerellaceae
Exons: 1
Coding region: 58-1116 (352 amino acids)
Source: RefSeq, a predicted model, not a curated record
GUGUCAUCUGGUUUCUAUCUCAUCCAUCAACGUUUCAUCUAAUAGGGCUGAGAAAUCAUGUCGCUCUCUUCGGUCUCCGCCCAUGAACAACAUCCCGAACACUCCCUUUCAACGACCAAGGUUGAAGAGUGGGAGGACUCUCUGAGAACCGACCCUUCUCAAUCCGGUGUAUUCGAAUGGUGGUACUUCGACUCGCAUUUGGCAAACGGCGGAAAACUCAUGGUCGUGUUUCACACAAAGCUCUUCACCAGCCCGCAAGUCGGACUGGAACCAAAGAUCCAGGUCCAGCUCGAGACACCCGAUGGCCGAGUCUGGAAUAUGUUGCAAGCCUAUGAUCCAAGCGACUUCCGUUCCAGUAGGGUCGAGUGCGAUGUCACCAUUGCCAAUGAGAGCGGUGUCAACUUCUUUCGCGGCACGGGGCUCAAGGCCUAUCACAUUCGUGUUGCUGUGGAAAGCCUCGACAUCGACAUUCGAAUGACCAGCACGACCUCGCCCUGGCGCCCUGGUCAAGGAUGCGUGUGGUCGAAGGAGGACGAGUAUUUUGAUUGGUUCGUUGCGGUGCCCCAAGGAAAAGUCACCGCUACUUAUACCAUUGCUGGCGAGUCCCCAGUCACGGUAGAGGGCGAUGGAUACCACGACAAGAACUGGGGCAACGCACCGCUCACUGAGACGAUCAACCACUGGUAUUGGGGCCGAGGAACCCUGGGGCCAUACACCGUCAUCUCCUCCGCAAACAUGUUCUCCGAAAAGCAUGGCUCACCUAUGAUCAAGACCUUUAUGGUCCAGAACGGGGACACUGUCGUGGCUGAUGACGCUUCCAAGGUCAGCUUCACCGCAGACGGUAUCGAAAUUGAUGACAAAGUUGACCGCCCUGUUGCCGACACGCUCCGGUUUGGAUACCGGAACGACGGGACUGUCUUCUCCAUUGAGUAUUUCAGAGAAGAAACUACAAUGCGCCAGCAGAUGGGCGGGGGUUGGUAUCUCCGUUUUGCCGGCGGGAUGAAACUCAAAAAGUACCAAAACGACGAGCUGGUUGAAGAACAUGUGGGCCAUACUCAAUGGGACUCAAUGUGGUUUGGGCAAGGUAGCAAAGAAACCCUACCGUACGGCAAAUAA